Messenger RNA from Linum trigynum, 3392 nucleotides. The record is from the annotation of a GenBank genome assembly. Lineage: Eukaryota; Viridiplantae; Streptophyta; Magnoliopsida; Malpighiales; Linaceae.
CAUUAUAAUGACUGCAAUGACUUGAUUAAAAAUGAAAGAUGGAAGUUGAUACUAGUACUAACCUGAAUUUCUUGGCCUAAGAAUGGCCUUUUCCUGAAUCAAUCUUCAAAUUCGCUCCUUCAAUCUCCAAUGAACAACUUCGGCUUAGAGCCAGAACCAAAAAACUGUUUGGGAUGUUAAUAUUUCUAUUUUUUGUAGCGUUUUUUCUUCUUCCCCUCGUUCCCCCUUCUCCCCUUGUUUGGGGGGUAAAACAGCUCCUUAUAUAUGGCUGCCUUUUACUGUUCAUACAUGUGUGUUGGCUGCUCCUCCUUUGCUCUUGAAGUGGUAGCCUUAGCCACUUAUGUUGUUGGCAAUUUGGGAUUGGUUCUUGGAGGAGGUGGCCGAAAUCUUCUUUUUUAGAUUUGGCAGAGACUCUGCUGCUCUGCUACUCUGCUGCUCCUUUAGAUAAGAAUGAUGGGUUUGGUUGACGGGGUUGACCAUAGUUGGCCCGGGCUGACCAUACUUGAUUGGGUUGACCCGGGUCGACCAAGUUGACCAGAGUUGACCAGAGUCAAUUGGGCCUGAAUAUGGGCCUGGGUUGUGGUUUUUUUAUUUUAGGUUGUUCUUCUAACAUUUUCUUUUUUGUUUGCAGGUCUCUAGUCCGUUUCCGGCCCAAAAUGAUGAUCAAUGGGGGCCCAAACAGUCUUAAUUGGCUAAGCCCCCAAUUCUGAUUGGUGCCCAAAAGAAAAAGAAGUCCUAUUUUAUUCAUCCUCAAUUCCUUAUCAAAUGUAAUAAUUAUUAGUUGUACAUUUGUACUUUGUAAUUAUGCAUGUAAUUAUUUUUGCGACUUAUAAUUAGAAUGAUCGUGUAAUUAUUGUAUGGCCAACUAUUCAAUUGAUUUGCUUCCACCUAGCUUGUUUAUUCUUUUUCCUGAUCGUGACCCACAUCCCAACUUCUUAAAUAAGUAGUUCUUGAUUAUGAAUUUCGACCAAUAUUGACCAAUAUCAGUAAGUUUAAUAUGGUCUUCCUAUCUCAUUUGACCAAUUUCAAACCUAUGUAACUAAUCAUUAACCGUAAUACUAGUGUAGUCGUGACGGCGUACUAUUGUUAUUCUAAAUAAAGCGAAUUUGGUAGUCAUUAGCUACUGCUAAUCCUACCUAGUACAGAUAUUCGAACUAAACAGAAAGAGGACUUCGAAAUUAUUGGUACUUGUUGAUUUGCCACUGCUAAUCUCAACCAACCUCGUCCAAACUUUCACUUGGGUUUUCUUUUUAAUUUUUAAAUGGAAUAUUCUUCCGAAUUUUGAGUAGGAUGGUUGCUCCGGACAAAAUGUGGUGUCUACAAUAUCUAAACAUCAAUUUUGUCUUGUGGCAUUUAUAGCAACUUAGUUUUUGAGUCAUGUUGGAUUGCCUGUGGUAUUUGGCAGCUUGGGUUCAUGUUGAUUGCGUUGAUAUGGAAGUUUGAUUUCUCCCCAUUCAUGGUUUUGAUCAUCGCCGUACUCAAUGACGGUGAGCCUAAUUAAUCAAAGUUUCUUCUGUUUUUCCUGUUAGCAAGAGAGGAGGAAGCUAAAUUCGGCUAAUUCGUGAUACAUGAACGAUCAUGACGAUAUCAAAGGAUCGAGUGAAGCCAUCUCCGCAGUCGGACAGUUGGAAGGACAAAACAGCUUCCCCAUUUCAAAUUUGCUGCCUCAGGAGCGUUUCUCGGAGGGACAAUCUUGGAAAUCAACAAUAUUUUCGGAUGCUGACGGCGGCCAAAUUAGUCGGGCUUUUUUUCCCUCUUUCGCCGACCUGGCAGACCAUUUUCGGAGAUUUGUAUUCUUCUUUCUCUUUCUUUCCUCUGCACGACCAACAACCCUCGGCGAAAUCCUUUAAAGCAGUUCACCACUCCAGAGUAGGAUGAACUCCCGGCGAAUGGUUCAACAGCGAAUGGUUCAACAGAAGCCUCUCAGGUGUUUAGCCUUCGAUUUCCAUUUCUCUUCUCCCACCUCUUAGUCGGAAGAAAAUUCUGCGUGUGAGGUAAGAUACAGGUGUAAUCAAAGGUUGUGUUUUUAUCCCUCUCCCUCUUUAGUUUUUAACCCAUAUCAUUAUUAUAGUGGCACUGGGUUGUUCCAGCGGAGGUCACCAGCGUAGCUGCUUCCCUGCUUCUCGGAUCGCCGCCAACUGUUGGGGUCCCUGAAUUUGUGUCGGCGAUUGUAUUAUUCACAGGUUUGUUUUAUCUUUGAAUAAACCAAGAAAGGUAAUCUCGAUAGGGUUACCUUUGAGGGUAAGCUUUAUUACCGGUUGCCUCUACGUAGAAUCUUUGGAUAUGGUUUUCUUCUUCACAAUCAAUAGAUGAAUGCAAAUGGAAGUACACUCUAGCUUAGGAUGGUGUGUGGGUGCUGAAUCAGACACUGUGAAGUCUGCGUCUUAAUCUCAACUUCAUUCAACUUAUAUCCCGUGUGGGUUCCUUCAUUACAAUUCUAUAGUAUCCCGCCAUUAGCUCCUUGAUGCAGGUGGUUGUCCUGUCAUUGACCCAAAAUUUGUCCUGCCAGUAGCUCUUAUUCUAUCAUUAUCUGUGACCUCUUGCUGAAAUAUGAAACCACAUCCUGCUGUAGAUUACGUCAUUUGUUCGGUUAGUCUUCUUAGCAUCAAUAUGAUGUAUGUUUAGCCAACUAUUUUCGUUUACCAAAUUCAAUAGAAUCCAAUCCCUUUUUAGUUACCUGUACUGAUAACAAGGCUGCAUUAUAGAUUAUUAAAAUAAUCAUAACAUUUGUGACUUCCAAACAUAAAACAAUAAUCUCUAAACCUGUAUAUACUAGACUUCAUAUGAUGCUUCUUUUCGCUCAUAGAACUGACGAACAUUAUCAAUCUUUAUCACUCUGCUAAAGGAGCAGAUUAUCUAUUCUUACCUGAAAUUUUAUCAUACUGGAAACCUUUUCAUUGAGUUGUCAUGUUCAUGCAUCUGCAACAUAGUAGUAGGAAGCUAUUUCUUUACUCUUACAUGGUCAUAAUGGCAAGACAUUAUUGAGUGGCUGGUACAGACCUAGGAAUCUAGAAUACUAAACUCAUUCAACUGCAUUCUGAUACCUGCAAUCUUAUAAACUGUUUCGUUCACACAAAUACUUACAUAUCACCGGCCAAUUGGUAUGAUGUUCGAUGCAGAUAUACUCUUGGCACAAGCAUUUGGUUCCAAAGCAACUCUCAGGUUUGACACUAGCUUCAGAGAAUUUACGAUGCACGCUUGGUGUUUCUUAUCCAUUAUUGUUGUGUGAAUGGUUAUAUCUUGGUGGGAAUCAUCCAGUUUUAGCAGCAUAAGUUUGAUCUAGCAGUCUCAUGACAAUGUUGUGUGCACAGAUCAGUUAUGAUUAAUGCAUGUAAUGAAGCAGUUAGAAGAAGCAUUGAUAACUAUGACCAAAAUAAAAUGUUAAAGUUUCC